CAUCCCUCUCUUUCCGUCUAUUUAAUUGAACCUAUUGGUUGUAACGUCAGUUUUGGGAGUUGGGUUUGUUGUACAGUCUCUCUCUCUCUCUCUCUCUCUCUCUCUCUCUCUCUCUUCUUUUCUCUCAAAUGGCCGGCCUCAGAUGGAGAGAAUGGUGGAACACGAUGGCGUUCCCAACCCGGCGAAUCUGGAAUCGUUUCACCGUUCGCGUUGGAUUACGCCACAGUGGACUCUUGAGGUUACAAAACGACGUGAGUUCUUGUGAGUACGAAGACAUACACAUUAUGUGGAAUCUGUUACACAAGAUUGAAGAACCGACACCAACACCGGCACGUGUUGCACGAAUCAAACAAAGGAAGAAAGCUUGUUGGAAUCUCUUCGGUUCAUAUCUUUGCCAAAGAUUCUGAUUAUACAGUAUAUAUAUAACCUAAAAUAUUUCCAAAACCAUAGUUGUAAUUUGUGAGAGCCUUGACGGGUCCCCUGCAAGUGUGGUGAGGCUAUUGACAAAUUUCGCAAAAGAAUAAACUCCGAGGUUGUACAGUCUUAGCUGUUUAUGUUUCCAUGGCAUGCCUCUCUCUGUAUGUUAUCUAAAUAUCUAUGAGUUCAACACAUGAGUGUUGUUGUAUGUAUGAUAGAAAUGCUUCUCAUAUUUUAAUGUUACUAUGUUCAUAAA
Messenger RNA from Brassica napus (rape), 673 nucleotides. RefSeq lists its product as uncharacterized. The coding region runs from base 129 to 407 and encodes 92 amino acids. The transcript is spliced from 2 exons. The record is from RefSeq and is a predicted model, not a curated record. Lineage: Eukaryota; Viridiplantae; Streptophyta; Magnoliopsida; Brassicales; Brassicaceae.